AUGGACGAAGUGGCUAAGAAUCCAUUUCUGUGUAUUCUGGAAAAUAGUUUCUUUCCAUUAUACAAGUCGCUUUUUAACUCGAAAAGUAUUGUACUGCUCCCAAUAUCGCAGUCGCUGAUCAACAUAGACAUCACAAAGAAGUUUAUAGAACAGCACAUAUUGACGGAGACGAGCAUUAAGAACAACUUCAUAAACAACAAGGGGCAGAUAGUGGAGUUGAUUAACGACACUUUCGUCACGAGCUUUGGGUUCAACAACCACAGCGUAUGUAACAUAAUAAAGAGAAUUAAGAUUCCGCACGGGAGUAACUACAUAGAAGCAUAUCUGAUUGAUUCGCAUCUGCUGGUGUCAAACAACACAGAAUUGACAUACCUGCAAUAUAACAUCGAGGACGAUAUUGAAGUGAUCAUACAGAGGUGGUCGAAGGACAACGAGGAGUUCGGAAGGUUCUUCAUCAACUCGUUAAACAGGUUCAAGAGCACGUUUGUACUGGUGCCAGGGUAUGAGUCGGAGACCUCAAACAUAAUAUCCAACAUCACAGACAAAUCGAUAAAACUACUGCUUGUGGACAAAAAGGACUACUCAGAGCAGUUUAAGAGGAAACUCGUGGAAAUAUGCCUCAACUACUCGUACCACUAUCUUCAUGAUCUACUUUGGGGAUAUUUGGUAAAGUCAUACAGCACAAAAGAGGAGAUCAUAGAGAGUAGAAUCUCAAAAAUGAGAAACGAGUUAAAUUUGAACCUGUCACUGCUGAUAUUUGAAAACAGACACGAGGUCUCCAACAUAAACAUAUUGCCAUCAGUGGAGCUGCUGCACCAGAUGGAAGCGACGAGGUUGCCGUUGAAAAAGCUUAACUACCUGGAAAAGGCAAUACUGAUCAACAACUCAAGCUCGGAACCUGAGUCCAUAUCGCUGCUGGUGCUGGCACUGGUAGUAGGAAACGUGCGCAACGCAAUAGAGCAUUACAGUCUUAUGAAGCUCUACCUGCAGAGCAUCAACGAAAACAGCAAGUCCUUGUACCUGCUGGAGUCAGCAAUAUCGUUUUUAAUCAGCUAG
Messenger RNA from Theileria orientalis strain Shintoku, 1056 nucleotides. RefSeq lists its product as uncharacterized. The record is from RefSeq and is a predicted model, not a curated record. The transcript has 8 exons. Bases 1 to 1056 code for a protein of 351 amino acids. Lineage: Eukaryota; Apicomplexa; Aconoidasida; Piroplasmida; Theileriidae.